AUGCCGGAGGGGACUACUUACGGUUACUGGGAAGCUGCUUAUGGCCUCAUGAACGAGGCCGGUCUAUGCAUGGGCGAGAGCAGCUGUAGUGGCCGUCUCACGACGGUACCAAUCGAUGAGAACCCGCAUGGUGCUUUGUUUUGGGUGGGAGAGUUAGCGAGCGUCGCACUAGAGAUCUGUUCUACUGCUAGAGGAGCGAUCGAAACUAUGGGCCGUCUCGCAGAGGAGCACGGCUUCUACGGCACCCCCGAGGUUGAAGAGGCGGGAGAGGCUUUGACCAUCGCAGACGGUGACGAGGCGUGGGUCUUUCACAUUCUCGCCGACGAUACUGGUAACGGAGCGGUCUGGGCAGCCGAAAAGGUCCCUAAGGGUCAUGCUACCAUCGUUCCCAACGUUUUCGUCAUUCGUGAGAUCGAUCCCGACGACGAUCAGAACUUCAUGUUCUCCAAGAAUCUCUUUGAUGUCGCCGAGAGGUUGGGUUGGUGGGAUGGGAACGGACGUUUGGACUUCACUCAAACGUAUAGCGUCGGCGAGUAUACUCAUCCCUAUUAUGCUGGUCGCCGUUUGUGGAGAGCGUUCUCCUUGUGGGCACCUUCACAGAACUUUGAUCCGAAGCUCGGCGUUGAAGUGGACCGACCAACAUACCCCUUCUCUGUGAAGCCUGAUGAACCGAUAACACUCGCGAAGAUGAAGAGCUUGUACAGAGAUCAUAUGGAGGGUACUCAGUAUGAUCUAACUAAGCACGUCACGGCUGGUGGAGCGUUCGGGACGCCCAACAGUUAUGCUGAAGCAGAAGCCGAGCACUCGAUUGAAUACGGUGCCUGCGAAAGGGCAAUUUCCCUCUUCCGGACGCAAGAUGCCUAUAUUGCCGUAACUCACAAGGGAAAACCAGGAGUCAUUCAUUUCGCCAUUGGUGCACCGCACGCCAGUGUAUUCGCUCCGAUAAUCGUGAAGCCAAAUCCGAGUGUUACAUCAAUACCUGCACUGGAGAAUACAUGGCAGGGUGAGUUCAACGGGAAUUCUCUGUGGUGGGCUGUCCUGAGCGUCUCUAAUAUGAUGGAUUUGAAGUGGUGCUACAUGAUAAAGGAUGUUCAGAAAGCUCAGAAGGAAGCAGAGGAUGAAAUUGACUUCAUGAUGAAGAACAAAUCCUUCGAUGAUCUCGAAAAGCAAACUCCUGCAUUAUGCGACAGUUUGACUCGCCGUUGGUUCGAGCUCCAUUACACCCUUUUAGGGAGGUAUCAGAAUGGAUACACGAAUUGGGGAUACUCCAAGCCCGGUUAAUAACCGGCGGUUAUGGUCCCUCUACAGAGUGGCUCAAGGCAGCUGGGUUCGAUAAGUUCGAUGCGGCCGUGGCGCAGUUCGAUGAUCAAAAAGAGCGCUUCGUGAGAAGUCAGAGGGAGGCUGAUGAUAUACGUCGCAGAAGGACAUGAAUUACUGUUGGUUCUCGGUGGCUUUCUCGUGCGUCCACUAUUUGUCUUUUACCACUUCGGUGGUCAAGUUUUAUUUUUCCCACGUUCCUUGGUUGCAGUCCUUUCUCCAGCGAC
Perkinsus marinus ATCC 50983 is the source of this 1544-nucleotide messenger RNA. RefSeq lists its product as hypothetical. Gene Ontology annotation, molecular function: dipeptidase activity; cysteine-type exopeptidase activity. The transcript is spliced from 9 exons. The record is from RefSeq and is a predicted model, not a curated record. Lineage: Eukaryota; Perkinsozoa; Perkinsida; Perkinsidae. Bases 1 to 1281 code for a protein of 426 amino acids. Gene Ontology annotation, biological process: proteolysis.